Molecule: messenger RNA, 546 nt
Organism: Klebsormidium nitens
Lineage: Eukaryota; Viridiplantae; Streptophyta; Klebsormidiophyceae; Klebsormidiales; Klebsormidiaceae
Source: the annotation of a GenBank genome assembly
AUGGCCAAGCGGGUUGAGGGGGGGCCGGAUGGGGUCAGACCGUUGGCAGUGGGAGAGGUCUUGCAUCGGCUCGUAGCUCGGGCGGUCGACUUGGCCAACGCGUUCAACGAGGUUGAUCGUGUAGCCAUGUUUGAUGAGCUCCGGUUGCACUUCCUGGAGCUCCUCCCUUUUUUCCGCUGCUUUUAUGGGGAGCCGUCCCGGUUGCUACUUAGACGGGAUAGCGGGGAUUGGGAGUUGUUGCAGUCCAGCACGGGGUCACGGCACGGGGACCCUUUAGCCGGGUUUCUGUUUGCCCUAGCCUACCACUGCCCCCUUUCCGCCACGUGCGCAGCCUUUCCGGAUGUCCAACUCCCUUCUUACGCUGACGAUACUCACAUCGUCAACGCGCCAGUGCGAGCCGCAGACACUUUCGCGCAUCUGCAGGGCGGCCUAGCCACGCUGAGCCUACGGGUGAAGCUGGCAAAGUGCGCGGUCUUUUCGACCGCCGAGCUUCCCCCCGCCUUCCCAUCCCCCCCGAGUUCCGGCGCCCCCCCCACAGCAUCGUAG